Suillus fuscotomentosus is the source of this 936-nucleotide messenger RNA. RefSeq lists its product as uncharacterized. NCBI's taxonomy places the organism in Eukaryota, Fungi, Basidiomycota, Agaricomycetes, Boletales, Suillaceae. Bases 1 to 936 code for a protein of 311 amino acids. The transcript is spliced from 6 exons. The record is from RefSeq and is a predicted model, not a curated record.
AUGUCAUAUCUUAUGAACAGGGUGGUACAACACCUGGAGGCAUCCACUGAAAACAGUGCCUAUUUUUGCCCAAGAAAAUUUCAGUCUCUGAAAUUUACUGGCCAGUUCCAGUUCUGGGCAGCUAUAGUUAAUACUCCAUCCAGUGAUUCCACCAGUAGUGGAAAGAGCAGCUCAGAUAGAGCAAACAAUAAUGCAUGGCCAGUUCUAUCUAGCAGCUUUCCUCCUGAGCCACCACUUUUUAGGAGUAUGUCUGCGGAGAUAUCAAAUGAGAUGGCUCCAAACUAUGAAUCCUUUAUUUGGACACUGAAAGAUGGAUCUAGCAAUACAAAUCCAGCAGCUGCCCAUCUCUCAGAUAUCUGUCUAGCAGUACCAGAGAAGGAGAUUCAGGUGUUUCAUACACCUCACAUGCCCAAUUCUAAGGAUCAUGUCAUAGGGCACCUCCAGAGUAAUCACAAGAAAUUCUUGCUAUUCUCUCUUAAGAAUGAAUACUGGCUGGGUAGAUGCCAUGAAAGAUUAUUCUAUGGCCAAAUUAAGAAGGAUAUCAGAAGCAAAUGCUCAGGAAGGCAAUGCUUCUUGAAUGUUGUACAUAAAAGGGUUUUGGAAGGACUGACAUCCUGGUACACUCACUACCAAUUGUUUCAAAUUCUGCAGAAGAAGGAGUCAAUAGUUAUAUAUGGUCUCAUCUGUAAUCACCUUGUCAUGAUGGUAUUAUGGACCUUCUGCAGGGGAAAGAGCGAGGGAAGGGAUAAGAGUAAUGGGGAGAGUGGUGAGGAGAGCAAUAAGGAGAUUGAUGGGGUGUGUGAGGGGGAGAGUGGCAGGGAGGAAGAAAGUAAUAACCUGAGAGAUAGUGAAUGCAACAGUGAGCAAGUGGGGAGUGAGGGGCCUGAAAGGAAGAGUAAUUAUGUGUCUAGUGAUGAUGAAGACCUGGACAAAUGA